Molecule: messenger RNA, 531 nt
Organism: Funneliformis geosporum
Lineage: Eukaryota; Fungi; Glomeromycota; Glomeromycetes; Glomerales; Glomeraceae
Source: the annotation of a GenBank genome assembly
AUGGCUCAAUCAGUAUCGGAACAAGAUAUGGCUAGCGCCUUUAUGGAUUGGGCAAACACUUUUAAGCUAUCACGUCCUGUCGUAAAAAUCAAAUGGUUUAAACUUUCUUCUGGUGAAGCUCGGGAAGAUAAUUGGGUGAAUAAUUUCAACAAACUCAGAAGAUUAUUCUUACUCCUUACACACGAGCUGUAUUCAUUAAUUGUCACGUUGACCGUGAAUAAUGCUAAUAAGGAAACAAAUCUUGAAAAAAAUUACACAAUUAAACGCAAUUUCGCAAGAGGGGUUGAAGUGAUGAAACGAUUAGGGGAAUCUACUGUCGAAGCACCACCAAAAAUGAACUCGGAUAACUUAAUUGUUGCUCAAAAAGAAGCUCUAGAAAAAGCACAUCAAGCUUUAAUGGAAGAACACAUUGCAUUGCGUGAUCAAUGUGAUGAUUUGCAAGCUGAACUGGAUCGCUUUAGCUCAUUCUAUUCAGACGACUUGAUUUUGAAAGCAAAUAAUGAUCGACUUCAAAAUGAAUUGCAAGCAUGA